AUGCUCAUCCCAAACCUGGAUACCAAUAGCGGAGUUGUCUCCGUCUCAGCUAUGGAAGGACUAACGCUCAAGCAGUGGCGACUGGGCGAGAAGCUCGGCUCAGGCGCAUGCAGCGACGUCUACGCCGUGACGUCUCUCAAUAGCGACACCGACCGUCAGUACGUCAUGAAGCUCUCGCCACUCCCGCAGUUACCAGCCGCCAAGCUCAAGAACAAGAAGAGGAAGAAGACGCCGGCGGAGCGCAAUGCUGACGCUCUGUAUGCUGAGCAUUUGCUCUAUAAAAACCAUCUGAGGGACCAGCCUGGUAUUCCCUACGUGCCACUAGGAGCUUACGGAGAGGAUAAGGGAUACCGCUUUAUCGUCAUGGAGAGGCUGGGGCGUACCCUCGAAACGGUGCUGCAAGAGCAGGGCCCUGUUCCGUCGGAAACAGCAGCUCGACUGGGCCAAGAGAUUCUGGAGACCUUGCAGCAGAUGCACACAAAGAACAUUCUCUAUGUGGACGUAAAGCCGGAAAACUUUAUGCUGAACAUGGGGAAAGAAAAUAAAGUGUACUGCGUGGAUUUCGGGAUCUCCGAUCGCUAUGUGACAGCGACAGGCAAGCACAAAGAACUCAAAGAGGGGACAGUAGUGGGCACGCCGACGUUCCUCAGCAUUCAUUGCCACAACGGUCUCACCUCCAGCCGUCGGGACGACAUCGAGUCGCUUUUGUACGUGCUGAUUUACUUGAUUCGAGGUGAUCUUCCUUGGCAGUGCGCAUCAAGUGAUGCCGAAGGUGCCAGAAUCAAGAGCGCAACCUCGGUUGACCAGCUCUGUUCUUCACUUCCUAAAGCAUGGGGCACGAUGCUGACACGUAUCCGUGCGUGUGGCUUUGAGGAUCGUCCGGAUUACGACUUCUUCGAACAACAGUUUUCGAUGCUGGGAGGCAAAAAGGGCCUGAAUGCACCAUUCAAGUGGGGCACACGCAAGAUGGGAAAAGCGACUGCGGAGCUCACCUCAUCGCAAGUAUCUGCUGUAAAUAGCCCCAUUCGCAAGCGCGUCAAAAGUGCCGACGACGUACUUCCAGCACCUCUUCUUGCCGUCACGAAGACCAAAAAGACGGCGAAAGCCAAAACAACGUCCCGCUCUAGCAGCAAAGCGAUAAGCAAACAAGUGGCCGCAUCAGAUGUCAAGCGCACACCGAAGAUAGACGUCAUCGUGGAGCCUAUGCACGCGUCCAAAGACCGAGAAGUUUUCAAGGCCAUCGCAGGCCACGCUGCCGCCACUGCCGCUAUCAAGCGCUACAAUCUCCGCUCAGCUCAUCAAGACUAG
This is a messenger RNA of Peronospora matthiolae, 1308 nucleotides long. The record is from the annotation of a GenBank genome assembly. NCBI's taxonomy places the organism in Eukaryota, Oomycota, Peronosporomycetes, Peronosporales, Peronosporaceae.